AUCCUCUCCUCUUAUUAAUACAUGAAUCAAAACGAAGCCAUUGCCACCAUGUAAUGUCCGUGAAUCAACCUCUGCACUGGAGUACCUAGUAGGCAGUGAUGGUUACAAUACCGAGCUCUUUUCCCCAAUGCCGUCUUACAUCCUCUUACAUCUACCCCACCUCAUCGCCCGUCAUUGCGGGGAGAAAUAUAUUUAUAUCGUGGUAUAAUCUCAAAUAAACUGGAGCAUCAACAUUUGACUGACUCAUCCCACGUCCAUCAUGGCGCACAAAUUUCAUAUAAACACAGCACACAUUCACAUGAAAUGGGACAAGUCUCUUACUCCCGUCUUGACUGUUGAUUCGGGUUCUGAGAUAUCAUUCGAUCUCCUCGAUGGAGGUUCUAAUCAAAUCACAGAUACUUCAGACAUCACCGCUGUUGAAAACUUUGAUCUCGCAAAAGCCGAUCCUGCAUUUGGUCCCGUCUACGUCAAUGGAGCUUCCCCAGGCGAUGUACUUAAAGUCGAAUUUCUAUCCCUCAAACCGGCUGAUUAUGGCUGGACAAUCUGUUUACCAGGCUCAUUCGGAUUCGGCCUACUAGCUGAUGAAUAUCCCGAAGCAUCUCUCAAAAUCUGGGAUCUUUCAACAGGAGAAGAUUUUGCCGUAUUCAAGCAAGGAAUACAUGUCCCCAUAAAACCAUUUUUGGGUGUGGUGGGAGUAGCGCGGGAGGAAGAGGGAGCAUUUUCUACAGUUCCUCCUUAUGAUACGGGUGGAAACAUCGAUUGCAAAUAUAUUACUCAAGGAUCUAUUCUUUACCUUCCUGUCAAAGUUCCAGGUGCUUUGUUUAGUUGCGGAGAUGGCCAUGCGGCCCAAGGAGAUGGGGAGGUUUGCGGAACGGCUAUUGAAACGCCUAUGAAGGCUACAGUACGUCUGACGGUUGAGAAAGGUAAACCAUGGAUUCAAAGUCCACAUUUUAUGGUUCCUCCUCAACCUGUCACUGUGGAUAAGGGAGAAUAUGCUGCAUUAGGGAUUGAUAGUGAUCUCAGAGAAGCGAGCAGAAAGGCAUUAAGAGGAUUGAUAGCUUGGCUUGUGGGAGAGAAAGGGUUGGACAGACAAGAAGCAUAUAUGCUUGCCAGUGUGGCUGCACAUUUGAAGAUUGCGGAAAUUGUUGAUAUGCCGAAUUAUGCGGUGGCUUGUAGUUUGCCGUUGAGUAUAUUUGUUGGUGCUCCUUAUGUUUGAGGCUAGGAGAGUUUCACAUUCACAUCAGCUUCGAGAGUAGGUGUGAGCAGUUUUUAACCACGGCAUGUUUCCAAUAUAUGCCCCACAUACCGAGUUUCCCCCAUUGAAAUGAAUUCAUAUCUCACGCAUAUAAUACACAAAACGACUAAUCCAUAUCAAGAGAAGUGACACGCGCUCGAUCAACCAUUCAAUAUCUCUCUCCUAUAGCUAACUGGUUACUCUCGAGGUCUUCUUCGGACAAUACAACAAGACCGCUUAGAUUCGGUGUAA
This is a messenger RNA of Sclerotinia trifoliorum, 1486 nucleotides long. The record is from the annotation of a GenBank genome assembly. NCBI's taxonomy places the organism in Eukaryota, Fungi, Ascomycota, Leotiomycetes, Helotiales, Sclerotiniaceae.